ACAGAGACAGGUUACUAUUAUCUAAGUCACAUUAACAUACAAUGAGCCAUUAUAUCAGCAUCUGAGUCCUAACCUUGUUAUGAAAGACGAAAUACCCUAUGCAAGGUCUUGGUGCGCGUAAGUCGGAUAAAAAAAUUUCUCUUCUGUAGAUUUUUGAAAGACAAUGCCAAAAAUGACAAAGAAUCCAAGCAAUAUGAAUCAGCAGGACUGCUUCUGAUGACAAAUGGUUAUUUAAGUAACAGUUCAAACAAUGUGCAAUAUAAAUCAACUUAAUUUUAAGAACAAAAUCGCAUUUUUGCUCUAAAUAUAUCAUGUCGCAACCUAAAGUCUACGUUGUCAUUUAUACUGUUUAUCAUCACGUUCACAAAUUAGCUGUGGAAGUUCAAAAGGGUUUAGAAUCAAGUGGUGUUGCUACGAAAAUGUUUCAAGUUCAAGAAACUUUACCUGAAAGCGUAUUGAAAAACAUUCAUGCUCCUCCCAAGCCUGAUUUACCUAUCAUUAAGCCCGAACAAUUAAGUGAGGCAGAUGGUAUUCUUUUUGGUUUCCCCACAAGAUUCGGUUCAAUGCCUAGUCAAGUCAAAGGUCUUUUAGAUGCUACUGGUGGUCAUUUUGCAAAAGGCACAUUACAAGGAAAAUUUGCAGGUACCUUCUUUAGUACUGCUUCUCAGCAUGGAGGUCAAGAAACAACUGCUUUGACAACAAUUCCUUACUUUGUUCAUCAAGGCAUGACUUAUGUUCCUCUUGGUUACCCUUCUGCUUUAUCUGACAAAUUAAACUCUAUGGAUGAAAUUGUAGGUGGUUCUGCUUAUGGUGCAGGUGCCAUUGCUGCAGGCGAUGGUUCAAGAGACGUGUCUGAAAAAGAACUUGCCAUUGCUCAUUAUCAAGGCAAGAACUUUGGUGAAAUUAUUAGAGCAUAUGUUAAGGGCAAGAAUGCAUUUGCUGUUGAGCAAAAAUAAAGGAACUCGAUAUUUAUUAUAUUAGUA
This is a messenger RNA of Gilbertella persicaria, 983 nucleotides long. Its product is annotated as NAD(P)H:quinone oxidoreductase, type IV. NCBI's taxonomy places the organism in Eukaryota, Fungi, Mucoromycota, Mucoromycetes, Mucorales, Choanephoraceae. Bases 312 to 956 code for a protein of 214 amino acids. Gene Ontology annotation, molecular function: NAD(P)H dehydrogenase (quinone) activity; FMN binding. The transcript has 6 exons. The record is from RefSeq and is a predicted model, not a curated record.